Molecule: messenger RNA, 1794 nt
Organism: Pseudozyma hubeiensis SY62
Lineage: Eukaryota; Fungi; Basidiomycota; Ustilaginomycetes; Ustilaginales; Ustilaginaceae
Product: choline dehydrogenase
Exons: 1
Coding region: 1-1794 (597 amino acids)
Molecular function (GO): oxidoreductase activity, acting on CH-OH group of donors; flavin adenine dinucleotide binding
Source: RefSeq, a predicted model, not a curated record
AUGGCUCCCAAGCCCAACCCAGCUAGACCCGACACCAACCCGGUGCAUGGUCAGACGGUCGAGGACAAGCCGGCCAACCCCACCCCCCAACCUUCUUCCUCCGGUCCAUCGGCGCGCGAACGACUGGCCUCGCUCGCUUCCCACCUCUUGCCCAACGGCAACACCGAGUUCGACUAUGUCAUUGUCGGUGGUGGCACAGCCGGUGCUGUGCUUGCGAACCGUCUCACGGAAGACCGCAACGUCUCUGUCGCCGUGAUCGAAGGUGGCCCUUCGGACGUCGGGAACGACAUGGUGCUCGACCUCAAGCGCUGGCUCGAGAUGCUCGGUUCCGAUCUCGACUACGACUACCCCACGGUUCCCCAGCCUCGUGGAAACUCGUUCAUCCGUCACUCUCGCGCUCGUGUCCUCGGCGGUUGCUCUUCGCACAACACGCUCAUCUCGUUCCGCCCCUUCAACGAGGACCUGGACGACUGGGCAAACAACUACGCUUGCCCUUCGUGGUCCGCCAGCACUGUUCAGCCUUACGGAGAUCGUCUCAAGAUGAACAUCGUUCCCGUUGCACCUCAGCAGCGCAACCAGGUGGCUCGCGAUUGGGUGCUCGCCUCGUCGCGCGCCACGGGUGCUCCCGUGCUGGAAGACCUCAACGCCCACAUUGUCCACCGUGGUGGAUUCCAAAAGGCGGUCGGAUUCUUCGACAUCGCCUACGAUCCCUACUCGGGUCAGCGUAGCAGUGCGUCGGUUGCCUACCUGCAUCCGAUCAUGCCUCACGGACCGUACAAGCGUCACAACCUGCAUCUGUUCCUCGAGACGUGGGCCAACACGCUCGAGUACGAUGCCAAUGACACCAGCAAGGUCACUGGCGUCAAAGUGACUACCAAGCAUGGUCUCACCAAGACGCUCACGGCCAAGAAGGAGGUAAUCCUGUGCGCUGGUGCCAUCGACACUCCGCGAUUGCUGCUGCACUCUGGUGUGGGACCUCGUAAAGACCUCGAGGCUCUUGGACUGCCUUGCAAGCACGACGUUCCCGGUGUCGGACUCAACCUCACCGACCACCCUGAAUCCAUCGUCAUGUGGGAGACGCGCGACACGCCCCCUGAAACCGUCAUGUCCUCCGACGCCGGCCUCUUCCUCCGCGUGCUCCCCUCCGACGCCGAACCCAACCCUCACUCCGGACCGGAUCUCAUGUUCCACAUCUACCAAGUUCCUUUUGCCGACAACACCGAACGUGUCGGCUACGAACGUCCGCAGCACGCCAUCUGCAUGACGCCCAACAUCUGCCGCUCCCAAGCCCGCGGUAAGGUCUCCCUCGCCUCCUCCAACCCCAAGGACAAACCUCUGUUGGACUUCAAGUACUUUGAAGACAAGGACAACUACGACGAACGCAUCCUCAUCGAAGGCGUCAAGUGGGCGAGGAAGAUCGCGGAGCAAUCGCCGUUCAAGGAGCAUCUCGUCAAGGAGAUCGCUCCAGGACCCAAGAUCCAGUCGGACAAGGACAUCGGUGAAUACGCGAGGAAGGUUGCGCACACAGUGUACCACCCGGCCGGGACGUGCAGGAUGGGCACCCCAAGCGCUGCUCACGGUGGAACCGGAAAGGAUGCCACGGUGGUAGUGGACGAGAAGGACUUGAGGGUCGUCGGAUUGAAGGGCGUCAGGGUGUGUGAUGCGAGUGUGCUGCCGACGCUGCCAACGAUCAACCCCAUGUUGACGAUCUUGAUGGUGGCAGAGAGAGCCGCCGAGUUGAUCAGGGAUGACGGUUGGGUGGACGGCUUGAGGAAGGCCGAGUACCACUCGUAA